AUGUCCGAAGAGCGAGGUACGGAGAGGAACUCGAGCAAAGAAGCACCAAGUACCCCGCAUUGGGAGAAAUCUACCGAAGAGGGAGAUAGUCAAGAGCACAAGCAGAAGGAAGACACCGCAAGCUCUAAGAUACAUCGCAGUUAUGUGCUGCCAGAUACCUUAAAUGCCUACCAGCUGCCAUGGGAAUGGGAUGAGACAGAUUCCGAAUACCUUAUCAUCAAAAGAUGGGUGUCCGAAGACUUCCAGAAUGACCUUUUUCGUCAUACCCGAAGUAUUCGAGGAGAGAGACAUAUUCCUCCAACAGCGACUUUUCGAACCGUGGUAGAUACACCCGGAUCCGAAGACGACUGGAUUGAGGAAUCAGAAACCAGCAGACGGCGUCGAUCGCGGAGUCCGCAAUACUAUCGCGAGGAAGAGGAAGACGAGGAAGAAGAAGAAGAAGAAGAAGAGGAAGAGGAAAUGUUUGGAAGACAGAUGAUUGCUUUACCAGAUCCACUAAGCUUUGAUGUGAAUCUCAGGAACCCCAGCGUCAAUCGGCCUGUUGACGAAUUUAGAGCUGAUCCAACUCACCGAAAGUAUGCGACUCAGAGGAUAGACGUUGCAAGUUCUCAGAUGCCGGGGUAUGGAAAAGUAGUUCUAUAUCGAUCAGAGCCGACAGUUGAUGUUGUUUCUCAGUUCUCAUGGAUGUAG
This is a messenger RNA of Penicillium pulvis, 690 nucleotides long. RefSeq lists its product as uncharacterized. The transcript has 3 exons. NCBI's taxonomy places the organism in Eukaryota, Fungi, Ascomycota, Eurotiomycetes, Eurotiales, Aspergillaceae. Bases 1 to 690 code for a protein of 229 amino acids. The record is from RefSeq and is a predicted model, not a curated record.